Ostrinia furnacalis (Asian corn borer) is the source of this 7413-nucleotide messenger RNA. Its product is annotated as transient receptor potential cation channel trpm-like. Gene Ontology annotation, molecular function: monoatomic cation channel activity. Gene Ontology annotation, biological process: protein tetramerization; metal ion transport; monoatomic cation transmembrane transport. Lineage: Eukaryota; Metazoa; Arthropoda; Insecta; Lepidoptera; Crambidae. The transcript has 23 exons. Bases 15 to 3824 code for a protein of 1269 amino acids. Gene Ontology annotation, cellular component: plasma membrane. The record is from RefSeq and is a predicted model, not a curated record.
CACUCGACGAAGCCAUGAUGCAAGCCCUCGAACACGACAGGAUAGACUUCGUCAAACUGCUCCUGGAGAAUGGAGUCUCCAUGCGAAAGUUCCUAACCAUCCCUCGAUUGGAGGAGCUGUACAACACCAAGAGUGGUCCCAGCAACACCCUGCGGUAUAUCCUGAGGGACGUCAGGCCUCAUUUGCCCAGAGGAUACGUGUACACGCUGCACGAUAUUGGAUUGGUCAUCAAUAAGCUCAUGGGAGGUGCUUACAGGUGCUACUACACAAGGCGCAAGUUCCGUCCUAUCUACGCGAAGGUGAUGAACAAGAGCGUGAACGUUCACCGCAACAGCGCGUCGUUCACCCGCCACAACGCCGGCGGGUUGUCACUCAUCACCGGGUUCAUGCCCGUUACUACCGAGAUGGCGCUGUUUGACUACCCUUUCAAUGAGCUGUUGAUGUGGGCAGUAUUGACAAAGCGCCACCAGAUGGCGCUGCUCAUGUGGACGCAUGGUGAAGAGGCCCUGGCCAAGAGUUUAGUAGCCUGCAAGCUGUACAAGGCCAUGGCCCACGAGGCAGCCGAGGAUGACAUGGAGACCGAGGUCUAUGAGGAGCUCAGGCACUACGGGAAGGAGUUUGAGAAUAAAGCGCUGGAGCUGCUAGAUUACUGUUACCGGCAAGACGACGACCAGGCCCAGCAACUGUUGACCUGCGAACUCCAGAACUGGUCGGGACAGACCUGCCUCAGUCUAGCCGUAGCAGCAAACCACCGAGCUCUACUUGCACAUCCGUGUUCUCAAAUAAUCCUCGCCGAUCUUUGGAUGGGAGGACUUCGAACACGAAAAAAUACCAACUUGAAGGUAAUUCUGAGCCUGCUGUGUCCGCUCUACAUACUUCAACUGGAGUUCAAGUCGAAGGAGGAGUUGCAGCUGAUGCCGCAGACGGAGGAGGAACACUUAGAGAACGAGAGUAUGGAGGACGACCGAAGUACGAAGGACCCGAACGACGCCGAGGCGUUGAUUGGCUCAGGGGCCGAGUGCGAUACUCGCGUGGAUCAGAACGGGAAAGUGGGUAAAAUAGGAUGGGAGCCCUCGUACCGGGAGCUCCCGGAGCACCACACGCCGGAGGACAAGCGGAUGAGGCCCCUCCGACUGAGGAAGAAAAUCUAUGAGUUCUUUACGGCGCCGAUCACCAAGUUUUGGGCUGAUUCGAUUGCCUAUAUAUUGUUCCUAUUGAUGUUUACGUAUACAGUAUUAGUCAAGAUGGACCCAACGCCGUCUUGGCCGGAGAUAUAUUCUAUUUGUUAUAUAUUAACUUUCUUAUGUGAGAAGAUAAGGGAAAUCAUUACGUCCGAACCUGUUGCUAUUAGACAUAAGUUCAGUGUAUGGGCCUGGAACAUGUGGAACACGUACGACGCGGGCUUCAUCAUCUUCUUCCUGGUGGGGUUGAGCCUGCGCCUGCGCGCCAGCAGCAUGGACGUCGGCCGCGUCAUCUACUGCGUCGACAUCAUCUACUGGUACCUCAGGAUACUCAACAUACUGGGCGUUAAUAAGUACUUAGGUCCUCUAGUCACAAUGAUGGGUAAGAUGGUGAAGAACAUGAUAUACUUCGUGGUGCUAUUGCUGGUGGUGCUGAUGUCUUUCGGGGUGGCGAGGCAGGCCAUCCUCUACCCCGACAAAGAAGCCAGUUGGUAUUUGAUAAGAGAGGUGUUCUUCCAGCCCUACUUCAUGUUGUACGGGGAAGUAUUCGCUCCGGACAUCGACCCCGACUGCGGGCUGGAGGUCAACGACCACAAAUGCGUCACCGGCCGCUGGAUCACCCCAAUCGCGAUGACGAUAUACCUCCUCGUCGCCAAUAUACUGCUCAUAAACCUGCUAAUUGCCGUGUUCAAUAACAUAUUUAACGAAGUCAAUGAAGUCUCGCAUCAGGUGUGGAUGUUCCAACGAUUCACUGUGGUGAUGGAGUACGAACAGAAGCCAGUGCUGCCACCACCGAUCAUCAUCUUUUGCCACAUCUACGCUACAUGCAAGUGGGUGACGAGGAACGUGUCGCACAAACGCUUCCAGUACGACAAUGGACUGAAGCUGUUCUUGGAGAAGGAGGACAUGGAACGGCUGUAUGACUUCGAGGAGGAGUGCGUUGAGGGGUAUUUUAGGGAACAAGAAGUUAAAUUAUCUAAUUCAAUAGAAGAGAGAGUAAGAAACACUACAGACAGGGUAGAACAUAUCACGACCAAAAUGGAGGACUUAAAUCAAAAAGCUAAUUGCCAAAUACAGUCUAUGCAGAGUGUAGAGUUCAGAUUGCGUAAGCUAGAAGACGUAGCGGAACAGACCAUGAACCACCUAGCAGUAAUCCAUCGGUUCAUGGCGACCCACCCUUCGCUGGUGAACCGAGGGUCAACAGACACGUUAGGCCCGCCGCCCCCCACUUUCCAGGCUGGGGGGUCGCGGCUGAGAACUGCCAGCGAUCGGUCUGAGGUGCUGUCAGACAGCGACACCGGCGCCGCGCGUUUCGCCGUGCGCCCCGUGCAAGAGGAGGACGAGCAAGCCUCGCAGCCCUCCGACGACGAGCUGCCUCACUCAGCGCCAGAAGUGGCAGUGGAGAAGGAGCCCGAAGCGGACUCCAUUUCCACGUCAUCAGGCGGCAGCGUGGCGGGGCCUGACGUCACAGUCAUACCGAUUGUGCGCCCCCCUCCCCCUGUCACUCCGGCGAGGCAGAGGUCUUCCGAUAGCAACAGGACAGAGCCCAGCGAUGAGAAGAAAGAUAUAAAGAGGUUACUUUCGUCAGUGCCCUCGACGACGGAUGACGCUUUCCUACCGGAAGUGCGCGAAAUGCCCGCCGACCUUCAAAGCCUGCGUCCGCGCACCACUUCCGCUGGCACGCGCCGGACGGCCAAUACUAGAAGGAGGUCGGAAGGCGGGAACGACUGCGGCAUGGGUGGCCACCACUCUGCCCAACACCUGGCUCCGAGGAGGCAGCACAGCCAGACUCACUCAGAGCCUGAUAACUCCGCGGUCGACGCUGGGUCGGUCCACAACUCAACAACCGGGCGGCAAUCAGGCUGGGAAGCGACGGGCGGUGCGGCGGGAAUUCCGGCGGGCCGCACUCGCGUCGGCAACACGCCGCGCUCGCUGCUGCUUGCAAUGCACGAGUAUACCAGCAUCACGGAUGAACUGGAGACUGUGUAUGGACUGUUCUCGCCGCCGCACACGCCUAGGACUCCCAUCACGUCUCGCCUGCUGUCCCCCGCUCGCGCCACGUCACCCUCAGUCCGUCGACGUCACGCCAGCGAGAUGUCGAACCCGGAGUUCGCACUCUUCAUGGAGAAGGAGCAUCUUAGAGGCGCCGAGGAGGACGACUACAUCAUCAUGCAAAACCUCAUCCAGAGGCGCGUAGACAUGGCGUGUGUGUUGAGCAGAUACGAGGAGGAGUGCGGGGAGGCCGAGGGGGAGGGCGGGGGCAUCAGCAUCAGCGUGUGCGUCAACAGCGAGGAGCCGCACCUGCCGCCGCAGACCACCACGCUGCUGACCGUCAGCGACCGCCGCCUGCCGCACCAGAGACACUCGCUGCGGAGGUCGUCAGCGAUCGACAGCCGCGAGCUGCCGUCGCCGCUGCAACCUUUGCUCGGAGACGACUCGUGCGGAGACGUGCUUCUGCCGGUCCCGAGGCAGCCUUCCGGUGAAACGAACGCGUCCAGCGACCUAUCCCUCUCGCACAUGGUGAGCGAGAACCUCCCGCCGCGGCCCUCCAUCGUGCUGGACUCGUCGCAGCUGCCGCGCCAGCGCUCCGCCGAGCAGCCGCCGCAGCCGCCCACGCCCGGCCGCCCCGAGACCAUGUGCUAGGUAAUUAAGCAUCCAGAAGAACUACGUCUUAUUCCAAAGAAGAACCCUUGUUAAGUCGAUGAUAAAACCAAAUGUUCCGCAGGCGAACACCGCUAAAGUUAAAGUAAUCAUAAUAAACGAAACACCAAAAAUGUUAAUGUUAGACCAUUUUGAGACGAAAACUUUUCCCGUUUGCGUUGAGAAGGCCGUUUUGGAACCCUUUUCUUUGUUACACCUUUCUAAUGUAUCUUGUUACUCUACUGUCAUCCUCAGUGAUCUAGUUAGACUGAAUCGAACGCUAUUCUAAAACUAACCAUAUCGUCUUAGGUCACCAACUGUAAUCGAGGAAGACUUAUAAAUCCCAUUUUGUUUUUCUAUAUCUAUUCAUCUCAAUCUCACGUUAGAACUUCUUUCUUUAAAUAUCUUUAAAAAUAAGCAUGAAAUCGCAACUAAAAACGAAAUGCGAAUUAGUGCCCUCGUACAAAAUUAGACUAAUCAUGAACACAGGAGUCAAAGCGAAAUUAAUGUACGUAAUAUUCGGAAAUUGAGACCACUAGUAAGUGCGUGUGCGACGGCAGUUACUUUCUUAUUUUCCUACGUCUUCCUCAUUAGUCUAAUGUUUCGCUGUAAAUAAGCUCCGUGUCGCUUCUCAUAGAACUUGUUUACUCGGUCCAAAGCGAGUCACUUGUUUGACAUAAUAAUAAGCUAAAUAAUAUACGAUCUGAUUUCUGGACGAUGUUAUAGGAUAGUCGUGUACAGUGUGGCUCGUGGGAGCCGGGGAAGACAAACGACAAUACAAGUAUUAGUGCUCACAUGUAAAUACUGUUGUCAGAGAGUUAUUCAGUGGUUAAUAAAUUGAACUGAAGUUAAUAAUAACCUAGUUUAUAAUAGAUUGUAACUUUCGUCAGAGACAGACGUAUUAAACAGUUAUUUCAGUUUGCAAUAUGAAAUAAUGAAUUGAGCCUGCCGAUCGAGUGAGAUUUUUUUGCUUAAAUUGCUUAUAAUAAUAAAAAACAAAGCAUCGUCGUAAGUCAAAUCACUUAUUGACCCAUAGAUUCGCUGUAGACAUAUCAAAUCAUAUAAUAGGAUAUAAUUUUUAGGAGACAUUUGUGCAAUUGUUUUUAAUUAUCAUUAGCUUAAAUUUUACAUUGUCGACCAAUUUUAAUAAUACAUAUUAAGUCUAUUUAAUUGUCCAUAAACAUGUAAUAUUGAUAUCUGUAAAUAAGCCUUUAAUACCGGUGUUAUACUUUGUUUCGUUUUGAUAAAAUAUACUUUUACAAUAUGGAUUUAAUAACUAUUUGUGUAAUGAUUUGAAAUACAAUAGUUGAGAGUUAUUUGACGUUAUAGUGUUAAUGUAAUGUUAAACAUAGUAUCAGACGUUUCCAUUUCGAUUGCUAUUGUUUAAGUACUUAAAGUUACUCGUAAUUUUCUACCUUAUCUCUACAUAUAAUAAUGGUCAUCACAAUGUGUUCAAGUCAACCAAAUAGGUACUUCGUGCAAGUCUACCAAUUGCAAUCAGUACAAGGAAGCUACAAUGAAAUGUCUCUGUAUAUACUUGUAUAAAUAACAUGGAAUCACUAUUUCGUAGUACGAUUUUAACAUAGUAACUAGUAGAAAAACUGAAAGAACGCAAUAAUGUAUUUUAUGUUUUAGAUUUAUAUCUUUAGGGUUUGGUCAUAUCGUAGAUCAUCAAUGAAAACAGAUUUUAAAGCAAUAUUAUCAUUUUAAAUUCAUAAAAUGUACAAUUUUGAUUAAUACAUAAAAAUUGUAAACAUGAAAAGUAAAAUACAUUUAUUUACAUACGAUAAAUAAAUAGAUACGUACAUAAAAUAUAUCGACGCGGUGAAAUAAGUGCUUACAUACCUACUUAUCUUCUUAUGUAUUUUUAGUCUUAAUAUUUUGACUAUGAUAUGAAUUUUCUUUUUGAAUGAAUUAUUUACUUAUCUAGGCAGUUACUUACAUUUCGAAAUAUUCGAAACAAACUGUACUUACAAGAGUCACAAAAUAAAUAUUUAUUUUACUUCGCCAUUGCCAAGUUUCUCAUACUUCUGCAUGCCCAAAUACUUUGUUCUCACAUCAUUUUCCCAAAUCUAAUUCUUGGAACUACGCUGGCAAAGUAACUACUAAAGUUUAAUGGAACAGAUGUGUAUGUCUGGCUAUAAAUUCUCCACAUUGCAAUAAAAGGCCCUGCUCGGGAGGCUGAAGUGAUAGUACUCAUAUCACCCUCCCUUGAUCCUCCCGUUUCUACAAUAGUUAUACACUAUCUGAUUUAAUUGAAAAUUCUAUUGUAACGUUGACAAAAGGAGAAGAAAAAGUAAAGUAACACACUUUUGUUUUUUUAUAAUGUCAGCGUCAUGUAACAUUUUAUUUCAAUCUACAUUUUCAGUCUUGGAUAGCGUGGUAACAUGCCAUACUGAAUAUGUAUUUGAAUCGAAUAAUACAUUGAAUGUAUUUCUUAUAUUAUUUUAUUCUAUUGGAUUCUUGAAUCUUUAUAUUCUAUUAACUAAACGAUCCAGUUUUCAUAAAAACCUCAGCACGUGUUAAUCGCGUGCUGAUGUCGUUGUUUUAUGGCAAUUUUUAGGCAUCUUCCAUGCAUUGUCUUAGUAAUCGCGCGCACGCUUUCUGUCUGAAAAGGCCUUAAUAUUAUAUUACGUUCACACAUUUUUAUUGACUAGGCACGUGAUGCUUUUCAAAAUCGGAUCAUCACCGUACCAUUGUCGUGCAAAUGUGAACCAUUCAUAAAAGAAACCCAUCACAUCCCUAUUUUUUGUCUCAUUCAUACUUUAAUUGAAACCAAGCUGCUAUUUUACAAUCCUAUCACAAUACGUCAACUUCAGGGCUCGUCCCUAAACUAAAGUUUAAGGAGUUUGUUAUCUAAGUAAAUACAUAAUUUACCCAAAACCAUUGUUAUUUUGAAAGUAUCAAUGAAAUGUUUAUAAAAACGAGCAAAUUCUUAACAAAUUGUUGGAAAUGUUGUAUAAAACUGUAUUUUAUCUCUACUUUCCACGAAGGUGCACCCUAUAGGAUCUUAAUAUUCAUCAUAAUCGAGUUUUGUAAGUGCUAUAACUACAUAACGUUGAAAACGUGAUGCUAUUAUCAUAAAAUGCAUCCAAUGGAUUGUAGAGUCCAAACGACUAAAGUCAAUACUAAUUUAUUAUUGACUGUACCAUUGCAUUAGAUUGAUUCGGUCUAAAAAUUGCUAAACUCCUAAGUUUUGCUUAUCAAGUGAUACGUAAAAAUACUUAAAUAAAGUGGCACUUAGGGGUGAACCUCCGUGGACUGAGAAGACAUUAUUGACAAAUCAUAUUAUAUUAAUUGACAGUGAUAUUGAUCUAUUUAUUAUACUAUAGAUUCUAUAGGAUGAUGUAAAUCUGUAAAUAUCGAGUGUUGUUUUGUAUCGACGAAGUGUUUGGCGCGCGAGCCGCUUAGAGUUGCUACUUCAGCACAAUCUUUGAUAUUUUACUUAAAUCUUGAUCAUCUUAAUCUUUAAGCACAAUAUUUUAAUUAUAUUUAAAACAAAUGGAUUGUCCCUAUUGGGACCUUUGAUUCUAAUUGAUUCAUCUAUUUUCCAGAGUGAUAGUUCUACUUUGUCUGUGUUAUGUAAACAUAU